This is a messenger RNA of Ctenocephalides felis (cat flea), 1521 nucleotides long. RefSeq names its product zinc transporter ZIP3 (gene Zip88E). The record is from RefSeq and is a predicted model, not a curated record. Gene Ontology annotation, cellular component: plasma membrane. Lineage: Eukaryota; Metazoa; Arthropoda; Insecta; Siphonaptera; Pulicidae. The transcript is spliced from 5 exons. Gene Ontology annotation, biological process: zinc ion transmembrane transport. Gene Ontology annotation, molecular function: zinc ion transmembrane transporter activity. The coding region runs from base 308 to 1345 and encodes 345 amino acids.
AAAGUGAUAAUAACCUUAAGAAAUUUUAUUCAAUAUUUUCCAUCUCGCCGAGAGCAUUAGAAAGGACAGUACAGUUCCUUCAUAAAUCAUUAUAAAAUAUGGAAAAAAACUUAUCAAUUAAUUUGUAAUAUUGAAUUAAACGAGGUUAUCUUCGAGUAUGAUAACCUCGAAAUAGUGCUUGACAGUUCUGUGUUUGGAACAUGUUUUUAUUUCGCUAAGGUAGUGUUAUAUGACUCACACAUUGUGAUCGGUUACCUUACAAACACGAUUCAUUUUGGAACAGUAUUUUUAAUUUUGACAUACGAAAAUGUUGUCGUUGGACGAAUCAAAAAUUAUCUCUAUGGUAGCUUUAGGUCUGAGCAGUUUUUUAGUGGGUAUUUUGCCGCUGAAAUUUUCUAGCCAUGGAAGACAAAGAUACCCUUUACUAAUUACAGUAUUAUUAUGUUUCGGGGGCGGCGUUUUGCUGGCUACAUCGAUAAUACAUAUGCUACCUGAGGUCAGGGAGCAAAUUCCAGAAUAUGCUGAACUAUUGUUCUGUGUAGGGUUUUUCAUUGUUUACUUAGUAGAUGAAUUAGUUCAUUUUUUCUGUGGAGAAACUAUAGGUCACAAUCAUCAUCGUGAGGAACAUACAAGUCUUCGUCAUGGUGAUGACACUUACAGUCAAGUUCAGAAUCAUCAGCCGAUAUAUGGGUCUGUGGAUUCUCACGCACAUAAUUAUCAAAGACAAUUGCCUUAUAAUCCACAAUUGGUAACUUCACAUAGGCACGAAUUGACCGAACAAGAGGUUAACCCAUCAUCACCUUCUUGCUGUCCUGGUGAAUCUUCAAAUGCAAGAAUUUGUCAUGUUAAUCAUACUGAGCCAUGCAAUAGUUCAGCAACUGGUAGAGCUGGAUUGCUAAUUGCUUUGUCUCUGCAUGCAAUUUUGGAAGGUUUGGCAAUAGGUCUUCAAGAAUCUGCUUCUAAGGUUAUACUUCUUAUGUCAGCGGUUGCUUCACACAAAUUAGUUGUUGGCUUUUGCUUAGGUCUAGAAUUAUCAGCAAAUACAGUCGGAAAGGCUUGUGCAACCGUGACUGCCAUGCUGAUUUUUUCUUUGGGUUCAGUAGUUGGUAUUGGUGCAGGAAUGGCUAUUGCUGACCAUAGUGAAAAUUUGCAUUCUGUUCUUCCUAUAAUGCAGGCACUUGCUGGUGGAACACUUUUGUAUGUCACUGUAUGUGAAGUUUUACCAAGAGAGAGAUCCCGUUGGCAUCAAAAACGAUCAUGUCCAUCUGCAGGUUUAAUACAAUUUGCAGCUGUUUCUGUAGGAUUUACUGCCAUGACACUCUUAAAUAUAUAUUUAGGAGAGUAAAGAUGUCAAGAUUCAAUAUAACGAAAGUAUACGUUGGAAACUAUUUUUAAAGAUAUGAUGUUAAGAAAUGAUAUUAUAAAAUGUGACUGUUUGCUAUGCAAACGAAAAAUAUUCUAAGUAUAUUUUUAGAUACAUGUAAGAUUUUGAUAAUAGUUUUUUUGUUUCAUCAUAAUAAA